AUGCAAGCUCGAGUGCCAUAUUGUACUGGUUAUGGAAUUGCUAGUCAGCUUGUUCAACCACUGGCACAAAGAAGAUUUGUUCGAAGAACUCCUACGACAAGAAUAAGUCAAAAUUGGUUAAUAAGUUGUUCAAAUCAAAGACGAAGUCGAUCAAGACAACAACGUAGACGUGUUCCACGACAAAUACGUUUAAAUGAUUUUAUGCCAGCAGAACUAUGUGAAGCUUCACCAAAUCUUCCUGUCGAUUUUAAUCUAGCUACAACACUAGCUACAACUAUAGCUUCAAAUAUAAAUAAUGUGCCAUUUGAUGCAUUACCAAAACGUGCAAUUUUUGCUACAAAUACAACUCAACCUUUUGCUGUUAAUAAUGAAAAUAAUAUAGAUAUAAAUAAACAGCAACAGCAACAAGCUUAUGGUUCAAAUCAGGAGCGACCAAAAAUAACAACAACAUCAUUUCGACGUCGACAAACACGAAUUCGCCAACAACAAUAUCGUCAAAAUCAAAAUAUUAUUGAAAAUAAUCGAUUUACUGUACUGGCUGAAAAUAAUCUUGAUGAUAAUGGUGAUGUUGAUUUAGUAUCAAAUGUUGAUGAAAAUGAACCAGUUUUGGCUACAAAUAGAAAUAAGAAAAAGAAAAAUCGAGCAUACUUAGCAUAUGAUCGUAUAAUGACAUGGAUACAAAAUGAUACAUCUCUAAUUGAUAUUAUUGAUGCAAGUGGUAAUCAUGCUUAUUUAAUGGCUUCAAUUCCUAUAUAUGAUGAAUGGAUUCGAGCUAAUUAUCAUAUACAAGUUUGGCAAAAUUAUUUAAAAAUGGGUACUGAAAAUAAGCAUUGGGCAAAAGAACUCGUUCAACAUACUAAGAAACGUGAUGAUUUUGUUAAGAUACGAUUUGUAAAAAAGAAAAUUAAUCAAUUAUCAGCUACAAUUGCUCAAGCGAAUGCAACUAUAUCAGAUUUAAAAAUUCAAUUACGUGCUUACUGGUCACAAAUUCCAGGUUAUCAAAAAAGAAAAGUAACAGCUGAUGAUAUAACUCAAACAGUUACUGCUGCAGAAACAAAUACAACGACUACAACAACAAUUACAGCAGCAGCAGUAACACCAAAACUAAUGGUUGUUCCAUUAAGUAUUGAUAGAAUUCGAAGUAAAACUAAUGAACUUGGAAAAGUGAUACUAAAAUAUUUACAACAUUGUACUCAACAAGUAAAGAAAAUGCAUGAAACUCGUAUUCAAUUAGCCAAAGUUCAAAUGGAUGAAUUUAAAGCUUUAGAAGAUUUUGAACAAAUAGCCACCCCAGCUCAAUCGAAUACUCAUUUCUUACUCAAACCUAAAAUGAAGUUAUGGUUAAUAAAAAAUAAAAAUUAUCAAAUUUUAUCGAAAUGUGUUGAAUUAGAUAUGCCUCCAAAAACUAUUGAUAAAGUUGAUUUUUCUUUUAUAAUUGAUGAAUCAAUUAUAAGUCAAGAUGAAGCACAAGCCAUGCAUAAUAAAAUGCAUCAAAUUACAAAAGAUUUUCGUACUCAAGUAAUGACAUCAUAUGUUCGAUCAGCUGCUCGAGAAAAUGAAAUCUUAUCAAAUGAAAUCAAAGGUAUUGUUGAAAGAUUUCCUAAAGAAAAUGAUGAUGAAUUUGAUGCUGAACCUGCCUAUGCAGCUUUUAAACAAUAUCAUGAAUUAUGA
Rotaria sordida is the source of this 1671-nucleotide messenger RNA. Lineage: Eukaryota; Metazoa; Rotifera; Eurotatoria; Philodinida; Philodinidae. The record is from the annotation of a GenBank genome assembly.